This is a messenger RNA of Equus caballus (horse), 2749 nucleotides long. It is a transcript of the gene CBLN2, whose product is annotated as cerebellin 2 precursor. Gene Ontology annotation, biological process: maintenance of synapse structure. Gene Ontology annotation, cellular component: synapse. Gene Ontology annotation, molecular function: protein binding. The record is from RefSeq and is a predicted model, not a curated record. Lineage: Eukaryota; Metazoa; Chordata; Mammalia; Perissodactyla; Equidae.
GCGAGUGCCAACGCGCUCCGCGAGCUCCGAGGUUCAGAGGAGCAGACACAGAAACCCAGGUGGAGGCGCCUCUUUAAUCCCUGCCAAAACCUGACAUUUCCCAAACUGGAGAUUCCGGAACCGCAGCCUGUAAACCAUUAAAAAUCCCAAGCUUUUUCUCUCCAUCCCAGUCCUUUUUUUUUUUUUUUUCUCCAAGAACACUGUUUUACCCCCUAAUUAUGAAAGUGGUCACGCUAUUCAGGAUUAAGACUUGGAGGGGAUUUGGAAACGAAAAGAAAGAAUCGAAAAGAAGAGGCGCGACCGGUGCUUUUGAGGGUGCCUAAUUUUAAAAAGAGGCAUCUGGGAGGAUUUCGCUCUGGGUUUUGGAACAACUUCGUGGACAGCAGCGCUCCUUCAUCAUGGAUGUUCCAGGUCCGCUGACGCCUUUCUUCUGAGGACGACCCUGGCCUUGACCAUCAGAACAGGGGACCGAGGCCAGAGGAGGCAACCCCCGACCCUGAGCGCCUCCUCCUGCGCUCCUCCUGCUCCUGCCCGCCUCCGCCCCCGCGCGCCGCCCCCUAGCCCGGAUGCCGGCGCCCGGCCGGGGCCCCCGCGGGCCGCCGCUGACCAUGCCCGGGCGCCGGGGGGCGCUGCGCGAGCCGGCCGGCUGCGGCUCCUGCCUGGGGGCGGCGCUGGCCCUGCUGUUGCUGCUGCUGCCCGCCGGCUGCCCGGUGCGGGCGCAGAACGACACGGAGCCCAUCGUGCUGGAGGGCAAGUGCCUGGUGGUGUGUGACUCCAGCCCGUCGGCGGACGGCGCCGUCACCUCCUCCCUGGGCAUCUCCGUGCGCUCCGGCAGCGCCAAGGUGGCCUUCUCCGCCACGCGGAGCACCAACCACGAGCCCUCCGAGAUGAGCAACCGCACCAUGACCAUCUACUUCGACCAGGUCUUAGUAAAUAUUGGCAACCAUUUCGAUCUUGCCUCCAGUAUAUUUGUAGCACCAAGAAAAGGGAUCUAUAGCUUCAGCUUCCACGUGGUCAAAGUGUACAACAGGCAAACCAUCCAGGUCAGUUUAAUGCAGAACGGCUACCCGGUGAUCUCAGCAUUCGCAGGAGACCAGGAUGUUACCAGGGAAGCUGCCAGCAAUGGCGUCCUGCUGCUGAUGGAAAGAGAGGACAAAGUUCACCUCAAGCUGGAGAGGGGCAACCUCAUGGGGGGCUGGAAAUACUCCACGUUCUCGGGCUUCUUGGUUUUUCCUCUAUAAAUGCAGAGCCCCCUGGAUGGUGGGAAGUUGAGAUCUGGACCCAGUAUCCGCCCUUCCUAACACCCUGAACUUGCCAGAAUAGGACAACUUGUUUCCGACCUCCGUCAGACUGUCGCGGUAGAAGAAUGAUUUCCUUCUAAAGCUCCAGUAUUUUCUUUGAAUAUUGACCAUUCCUCGGGAACCUGGCCUCUAAUUAGUUUUAGACUACAAGGUCUUAAGGAGAAAUGAAAUUAUCGAUUUGAGCAAUUUGUACCUGUGAUUGUAAAGUCAAUAUCGGAUUUUCUUGUUGGGACCACUGCCUUUUCUUCUUUUGUUCGUAUGCUUUUUGCUGCCCCGCGUGAGGAGUGUCGCUGACUCCUGGAUGGACCGCAGGUUGUGUUCUGGGCUCAGAGCAAGAGUCCUGCAAAUCACUGCCCACCAGCUGGUCCUUGAAAUGUGUUCUCUGUGUGUCUGUUCGGCCUUAAGGGAAAGAAUGGCUUCACUUUCUUUCUGUAUUUUUCCCCCGGGGGGAUGGGGCGGACUCGGGAGGGAGAAGGGGGCAUUGUGAACCUGUCAAGAAGUGCUUUAUCCAGAGAAGCAAAUUUUGCACGAAUGGACUGCGACUUUUGUUUUGUAUUGUUUGUGUAUGUGCUUUUUUUUUUCCCCUCAAAAAGCUUUGCUAUUCUUUCCACACUCAGCUCUGUCUCCUCACCCCCAUUUUUAUUUUUUGUGUUGGGGUGGCAGAGAGAAAAUGUAUGUUGAAUUCCUGGAUGAGACCAAACAAAACAAAACAAAAAAUACCUGUAUAUUUUGUUCUGGAUGAGGCCAAACCAAACAAAAGGCACCUGUGUAUCAAAGUAAAAAUGACAGAUGGACAAUUCUGCUUAUUCUUUGAAAGAGAUGCUCUCAGAGGCACCUUUAGAACUAACAACUUGGAUUUUUUUUUCUUUUUUAAUUUACACUCUGGAAUACUUUAAGAACCUGAUGUUCCUGGGGGCCUGAAUCAUGUAAGAUGAGAACGGAAGCUGUAAUGGCCAAGUCUCCUAAAGAUGUAGUUUCUUCUCCAAGUCUACCUGGGUCUUCCCAGUGGUGUGUUUUCAUUUAUUUGGAUUCACCUCUGUGUGAGCACACCAGGAUCGGGCCUUCAAAGGCAGCAGGAUCAGCUAACUCUCCCUCAGCAUCCUCUUCUGAUCUCCCAAGGAAAGAGGUGUGUUGACUGACACACCCCUGUGAGCCCCUGGGGGGCAGCCACCUGGAUAUCAUGUGGUUGAAGGUAUUGGCAGAGGCAUCCUAGGAGCACUUUUACAAGUCCUUCUUGUUUUGCACCUUGUACAACAAUAUUAUUAAAAUACAGCUGAGAGUUGAUGCGUGCAGGAUUCGUAUGCCAAGGAAAUGUCACUAAUCCCAAAGCAAUCAAAGAAGAGACCUCAAAAUGGAUGUUAAUUUGUCCGUUGUGUAACAAUGUAACCAAAAUAUUGAUGAUAAAAAGUCAUAAUUUAAGAUUCAGAAUAAAUGGUUUUGAUGUCUGG